AUGGCCAUUCGCAAGAUAACAUUAUAUGGGGAUCCAGAUGAUCGAUUUUUAAGAAAAGUUGAGAAAGACGUUCUUGUAGCACAAAUAGUUAGAAAUAAAGCAAGAGAAGAAAAAUGUGUACCAGAAGUAGCAGCUUUUGAAAAAUGUUGUAUCGAGUACAAAUAUGCAAUGGUAUUUAAGUGUCAAAAUGUAAAUACAAUACUUAAAGAUUGUUUAAUUAAAUGGUAUAAUGAUAAAGAAUUUUGGAACGAAUGUACAGAAUAUUAUAUAAAAGAAAGAUCAGAAUAUAGAAGAACUGGAGAACCUAAAAAGAUAAGACAUUUAAAAACUCGUGUAGCUAAUUAUGUAUAAAUAUUGAAAAUGAGAGAAGGAUUUUAAGAUCUACGAGGAAUAGCCAUCUUCGUCAUCAUCUUCUAAAUUAAUAGAUGAUAUAUCUUGAUUCAGUUUCCAUCGC
Ceratosolen solmsi marchali is the source of this 454-nucleotide messenger RNA. Its product is annotated as COX assembly mitochondrial protein homolog. The record is from RefSeq and is a predicted model, not a curated record. The transcript has 5 exons. Lineage: Eukaryota; Metazoa; Arthropoda; Insecta; Hymenoptera; Agaonidae. Bases 1 to 351 code for a protein of 116 amino acids.